Planococcus citri (citrus mealybug) is the source of this 2178-nucleotide messenger RNA. Its product is annotated as zinc finger protein 474-like. The coding region runs from base 246 to 1907 and encodes 553 amino acids. The record is from RefSeq and is a predicted model, not a curated record. The transcript has 6 exons. NCBI's taxonomy places the organism in Eukaryota, Metazoa, Arthropoda, Insecta, Hemiptera, Pseudococcidae.
AUUUAUGUCAGUAGUGUUGUCGACACAGUAGACUUCAGACAUCGAGCUGUGCAGUGUGCUGUGUGUAAAUUCAUACCCAGCGAUUGGUAACAGUGUCGAGUGUUAUUAUUCGUAUUCAAUGUUCAUUACAUUGACCAGCUGACUGGCUGGAAUAUUAUCAGUUACGCUCAUGCUGUUGUGAUCAAAACAUUGUUCGCGUGAUUGACUCUUAGUGAUAUUUGGUCGAGUCUGCCUGAGGUGCUAAAAUGGUCAAAAAGGAGCUCAGGCCGACAACCGCUACUUUAAUCAAGCCAACUAUACUGGACACCAAGUUAUUGGGCAUUUUCGACAUGACCACCGUUUCCAGAGAGCAUUUAGUCGCUAUUAAAAACUUAGUCCAUACCACUCCGAGAUGCAAGUGCCGUACGAUGACCAAAUCACAUUCGGUGGAAUGCGAUCAAAAAUGCCAAACUGCACAGAAUCAAGAAAAAAUCCAAAAAAUGUACAAAGUUCUCAAUAAAACGUACCGGAUACGGACAAACGUACGACAAAAGCUGCAUAAUUUAGCCGAAGCGUCGGAAAUAAUCGAAAGACCAGUCAUCGUGCCUGCUCCUUGUUCCACGUGUGGCAGAUCAGAUCAGCCGGAAAGAUUCCACAGCCAUCCGAGUCGAGCAGAAAAUCAAAGAAAAUGUAUCAAAAGUAGUAUCGAGGAAAAGAAAACUGUUCAAAAACCCGUAGCGAUGAAAUUUCGAAGCGCUAAAACGAAAUUGGAGGAGGAGAAGGAUAAAGAGACGAGCAAAAACUCGCCCUCGAAUUCGAAACUAAAAGUCAAUCAGUCGUCUAAACUUCACGAUUCAAACUCGGUGACGAAAAAAUUGGCGGAAGUGGCGCCGCAGCCACCGCCUCCUUCGAGUGAUAAGGAAAAUACGCCUAAGAGGAAGUUGAAAAUACCGACUAGGUGGAGAGAAGCUUUCAAGAAAACCGUGCAACAGAAGAAAGCACCCAGUCAAGAUGAAAAAUUCAAGCCUAAAGAAGAAAUUAAUAAAGACGCGUCUGAAGGUGGCUACAAAUUAGACAGCUGGAAUCCGGCUCCGGUGUCUGGAGGACGAAAACGUAAAGUCGUCUGUUAUCUGUGCUCCCAAGAAUUUGGUACCGCUAUUUUACCUGCUCAUGAAGCUAUGUGCAUUCAAAAAUAUUUGAAACAAAAUAAUGAGUCGUCUAAUACGAACAAUGUGAAUGAGCCAAACUCGAAUCUUGCAAGAUCUCCUAAUAUGAGUGAUGAUUGGAAACUAGCCUGGGAAAUUACCCAGGCUUCCCUAGUUCCUUGCGAUUAUUGCGAACGUAAAUUUCUUCCAGCUCGGUUAGAAGCUCAUCAACGAAUAUGUGCAUCAAAAUCCACCAAAGAACCUAUUAAAAACAAGGUGACCAAUGUUGGUAUUUCAAAUCAACCUGGUAUAUUGUGUGAACAUUGUGGCAAACGCUAUGGGAGUAAUUCGAUCACUAUACAUAAAGAACAAUGUAUCAAGAAGCAUAGAAAUUCGGCCAAUGAUGAAACAAACACAUCCAGACAGGACAAUAAUAAGGAAAACUCUGCAACUCGCAAAACAUCAGCACCGCUUACGGUGAUAUGUAACAUAUGCGGUAGAAAUUUUGGGACGAAGUCUAUCGCAUUCCACGAGCCUCAAUGUUUAAAAAAAUGGAAAUUGGAAAAUGAAAAAUUACCCGCGCAACUUCAAAAAUCACCCAUCUUCAAAUCAAACGUUUACGAUUCAGAGUAUAAUUUUGAAAACGGAACUCAAGACGAGUUAUUCUGGAAAGCUCAUCAAGCUCAGUUAGUCCCAUGUCCGAAAUGUUUUCGUACCUUUUAUCCUGACAGACUGGAGAUUCAUCUGAGAGGUUGUAAAGGUUCUCCGAAGAAAAAGAAAUGAUGCUUCCAUUUCGCAUUUUUGCAUUUCCAGAUUUCCUCCAUUUCUUCUGAAUAGGUAUAACUAUACCUAUCUUUACACAUUUAUGUUCGCAUUUUAAAUUUAAAAUCUCUUCGUAAAGAUUUGUGUGUAUUUACUUACCAUUUUGUACGUUACAACUUUCUUAUCACAUUUAUAUUUAUGGUAUAAUUUAUAAAAUAAUGAGUUGUGAAAAUUUUGUAUAGGUAAAAAUGUAAUAACGUCUGUAUUUGUAAAUAUUAGAAUAAAUAAAAAU